AUGUCCUACUUCCUCCCUCAUCUCCCCACCGGCUGGCACGUCGAUCAAGCCAUCCUCUCCGAAGAAGACCGCAUCGUCGUCCUCCGGUUCGGGCACGACUGGGACGCGCAGUGCAUGACGAUGGACGAGACACUCUACUCCGUCUCCGAGAAGAUCCAGAACUUUGCCGUCGUCUACCUCGUCGAUAUCUCCGAGGUGCCUGACUUCACAAAGAUGUACGAGUUGUACGACCCAUGCACGGUCAUGUUCUUCUAUCGGAACAAGCAUAUCAUGAUUGAUCUGGGUACUGGUAAUAACAAUAAGAUUAAUUGGGCUAUGGACAAUAAACAAGAGCUAAUUGACAUCAUUGAGACUGUUUAUCGCGGUGCUUCCAAGGGCAGAGGUCUGGUCGUCUCCCCCAAGGACUACUCGACGCGGUACCGGUACUGA
Messenger RNA from Coniophora puteana RWD-64-598 SS2, 429 nucleotides. RefSeq names its product 4A 4B type thioredoxin-like protein. The record is from RefSeq and is a predicted model, not a curated record. Gene Ontology annotation, cellular component: U4/U6 x U5 tri-snRNP complex; U5 snRNP; spliceosomal complex. NCBI's taxonomy places the organism in Eukaryota, Fungi, Basidiomycota, Agaricomycetes, Boletales, Coniophoraceae. The transcript has 6 exons. The coding region runs from base 1 to 429 and encodes 142 amino acids. Gene Ontology annotation, biological process: mRNA splicing, via spliceosome.